Molecule: messenger RNA, 2549 nt
Organism: Glycine soja
Lineage: Eukaryota; Viridiplantae; Streptophyta; Magnoliopsida; Fabales; Fabaceae
Product: cryptochrome DASH, chloroplastic/mitochondrial
Exons: 14
Coding region: 447-2195 (582 amino acids)
Source: RefSeq, a predicted model, not a curated record
AAUGUUGAUAAUAAAAUGCAGAGCCUCGAAUUUUUGAACCCAAGCUCUCUCGGUACCUGGAUACCUCCCUGCAUCUCUUUCGCCUUGCCUCAUGGCUCUUCUCACUUUCCCUCACUUUUCUUCCCAUUUUUCUUUACUUUCUUCCCAUUUUCCCUCACUUUCUUUUUCCUUCCCAAACACUCGCUCCUUCUCUUCAACUCGGCGCUACUGUUCGAUGAAGGCAACUGGAACGGCCAUUCUGUGGUUCAAGCACGAUCUUCGAACCGACGAUCACCCUGCGCUCCUCGCAGCCUCCGCAUUUCCAUCACUCGUUCCUAUUUACGUCUUCGAUCACCGCAUUCUUUCGCGUUUUUCCGAUGAGACGCUGGAACUGGUUCUGCUUGCCGUGGAAGAUUUGAGGAAGUCGUUGAAGGAUCGCGGUUCCGAUUUGGUGAUCAGAUUCGGCAAUGCGGAAAACGUCAUUCAGCAACUUGCAACAGAGGACGGAACAGGUCAAAGCCACUUGUGUAUUUGCGGAACAAGAGGUGGAGUAUGAGCUACGUUUCAUCAUAGAUGUGGUCAAGCAGCGUUUGAAAUCCGUCAGUGUUCCACAAGGGAGUCCAAGGAUUGAAUUAUGGCGAACUCCAUUUUAUGAUAUAAAGGAUCUGGAAAAUCUUCCUGCAUCAUAUGAUGAGUUUAAGAAACUUCGACUCUCUGUGACUACACCACUUCAGUUGUCAGUGUCAAAGUUACCUGGUGCAGAAAUAGAACUGGACUGGGGUGUUCUUCCUUCGUAUGACGACAUAAAGGGAUUUUUGACUAGCAACCAACAGAAAUCAGGAGAGAAAUGGAGUUUAAUGAAGGAGACAUCAGCUGAAACCAUUUUACGCAGAAAAGUAUUGAAAUCUGGCAAUAACAUUGAAAGGAGUUCUAGGUUUGGGCUAACGCAAUCAAGGGAACGCAAUGGAUCUGUUUUUGUGACACAAAAAGGAAAUAUUGUAGGAGGUAGUACAAACAAUGUACUGAAUGCAUUGGCUGCAUAUCUGAGAUAUUUGGAGGGAACAGCUCGUGAUGACUGGCAGGAGGUACAUGAAAAAGUGCGUGCUUCUGAAAGUCGGAAUGGAGCAUCAUUUAUUGGACUUUUUGGCCCUGCCCUAUCUCUUGGCAUUAUAUCUAGAAGAAAAGUACAUUAUGAAGCUAUCAAAUAUGAGAAAGAACGAAAUGCAGGUUUCUUAUCACCCUUUGGAUAUUCAGCUGCCACAAUUGCAGCAGCAGUUGAUGCUGUGUGCUCAAUGGAGUGGUAUUGGCUUCUGGCUUUGAAAAAUCAGAAAAAUAAUCACGGAAUACACUCAACACGGAUAUGGAAAUGGAAAGGAUUUCUUAUCCAGUAUUCAGUUGCUGGUGAAGAUGGUCCUGCUAUUCUUCUUGUGCAUGGUUUUGGUGCCUUUUGGGAGCAUUACCGUGACAACAUACAUGGUUUAGCUGAAUCUGGAAAUCGAGUUUGGGCCAUUACUAUUUUAGGAUUUGGCAAAUCAGAAAAGCCAAAUGUUGUAUAUACUGAACUCUUGUGGGCUGAACUAUUGAGAGAUUUUAUUGUUGACAUUGUGGGUGAACCAGUUCACCUUGUUGGCAACUCAAUUGGCGGUUAUCUUGUUGCUAUUGUUGCUCGUGUUUGGAGUGAUUUGAUCAAAUCCAUUGUCUUGAUCAACAGUGCAGGCAAUGUCAUCCCAAGAUAUUCAUUCAUACCAUUGUCUACAAUUCAGGAUAGACAAACUUCAGGGGCUUCCUGGUUGGGUUCUCGCAUUCUUGUAUUCUACUUGAGGCUAAGAACUCAAGAAUUACUUAAGAAAUGUUAUCCAACUAGGGUUGAAAGAGCAGAUGAUUUUCUCAUAAGUGAGAUGCUAAGAGCAUCAUAUGAUCCUGGCGUGCUUGUGGUGUUGGAAAGCAUCUUCAGUUUUAAUCUUUCCAUACCUCUUAACUUUCUUCUUGAAGAUGUCAAGGAAAAGGUCCUAAUUAUACAGGGGAUGAAAGAUCCAAUUUCAGACUCCAAUUCGAAGGUGGCCAUGCUAAAAGAACAUUGUGAUGGAGUUAUGAUUAAGGAGUUAGAUGCUGGUCAUUGUCCACACGAUGAGGUGCCAGAACGAGUGAAUACUAUCAUUUGUGAGUGGAUACUUGGUGUGGAAAGUAACAACAUUUUGGCAGAGUGUGCAGUGUAAAUUUUAUUGGUAUGUAGCAACUGCCAACAUGGUAAUUGUCCAGCGCAUAUUAAUACACCAGUACUACGCGUUGUUGGCAGUUAAUUGGUAACUGGAUUCAGCACAAAGUUAAUCCAACAGCUGACAAGACUGCAAAGAAGACAUGUACAUGUUGCGCUGUAAAUUUGUAGAGUUAGCAUUCCUGCAUUUUGUUAUGUAAUCCUCCCAUUUAUUUAUUUAUUUUUGGUUCUGUUCCCUUUCUGUGUUAUUAGUAUGUUGUUAUAAUGGGUGUGAAUAUCCAGACUAACCAUGCAGUGUAAGUCUUCGCACACAAAGCCUAGACACUUAAACCUAUCCACAAAUUUUAUACUUUUA